Molecule: messenger RNA, 363 nt
Organism: Saxophila tyrrhenica
Lineage: Eukaryota; Fungi; Ascomycota; Dothideomycetes; Mycosphaerellales; Extremaceae
Exons: 2
Coding region: 1-363 (120 amino acids)
Source: RefSeq, a predicted model, not a curated record
AUGUCCACCCCAGCCAUCCCCCCCUCCUACCACUUCAUUUUCACAACUCUCGACCCCCUCCUCGCCACCGGCGGCCUCCUAACCACGCUAUUCCUCCCCAAUACCUUCCUGGAGUCUUACUUCCCCCAUCCCACUAUCAGCCCGGAGACUCGCUUCACCCUCGACGCCAACGCCGGCUUCUUCGCCUCAACCCUAGCGCUCCAAAUCGUGUUACUCCGGAUACGACCGAACGACGUCGGGGUCUGGAAAACGCUCCAAGCGGCGAUUGCGCUGCAGGAUCUUGCUUUUCUGGGGCUGGCGGUGGUGAGGGGUGCUUUUGUUGCGGGGUUGGGGUUCGGGGGUGGGAAGGCCAAAGGUGCUUGA